Molecule: messenger RNA, 1051 nt
Organism: Kogia breviceps (pygmy sperm whale)
Lineage: Eukaryota; Metazoa; Chordata; Mammalia; Artiodactyla; Physeteridae
Gene: TMEM187
Product: transmembrane protein 187
Cellular component (GO): transport vesicle
Source: RefSeq, a predicted model, not a curated record
CCUGUUUAUCUGAAUUCUGAAAUAACAGUGGAGACGGCUGCCCUCUUAAGCUCGCCGACCCGGGUCACACAUAGGGUUCCAGAUGAAGCCCGAGUCGGGGCAGGCCCUCUUCCACGCGGCCCUGGUCCGCUGCCUCUGCGCGGCCACCAUCCACACGGCUGUUUUCGCAGGUGUCUCUGUCCAAGUGGGCCACGGGCACUGCGCCGGUCGCCAGCCUCCCUGCCUUCCUGCCGUGCCCUUCACGUCGCUCGUGAACGUGGCCUAUGCGCUCCUGGGGAUGUACUGGCUGCCGAGCAAGGCCAGCGCCCCGGGGGGCCCCACAGAGGCACGGAAGGCCUGCUACCCGAAGGGCGUCUUUGCGGGCACGGCCCUGGGCUCCGGCCCGGUUCAGCGGCUGCGCAUCGCCGGGCUGGACCGGCGGCUCACCUUUCCCAUCUUUGCGCGGCCGGUGGCCCGGUGCCUCUGCCUGGACAGGGGCCAGAAGCCCUGGCUGUUCCCGGCUGUCGAGGGCCUCUCCCUGCGCGGUUACAGCCUGGCCCUGCUGCACCCCCGUGGGUCUGAGGUGGCGCUGGGCGUACACGUCGCAGCAGCUGUGGGGCAGGCCCCGCGCGCUCAGGGGCGCCACGGCAGCGCUUCCUCGGGAACGUACUUGGCUCUGGGCGCGCUCUCCUGCCUGGGCUUUGUGGGCCUCAAGCUGUGUGACCACGAGCUCUCGCGGUGGCACCUCUUCCAGCGGCUCACGGGCCACCUCGGGGCCAAAGUCUGCGAUAUGCUCCAGUUGCACUUUGCCUUCUUGUUCCCGACCAACUUAAACACCUGCCGGAGAUGCCCUCCUGCGGAGAAGAUGCGGUGAAGUGUGGAAGGAAGGUGCUUCGGGCCGCUGGCCGACCUUAACAUCCAAAUGCGCUCUCCGCUGGCAUCCUGUCAUCAGGGCUCAGUGUCCUGGGUGCAGCAAGAUAGGGUGACGACAGAAGACUCUGCCCCUUCCCUCGAACUUAUGGGCUUCGAUACUCUGAGUAUGAAUAGGCAACAUUAUGAAAUGUUACGCUCU